This is a messenger RNA of Eublepharis macularius, 9800 nucleotides long. RefSeq names its product phospholipase D1 (gene PLD1). The transcript is spliced from 26 exons. Gene Ontology annotation, biological process: intracellular signal transduction; regulation of microvillus assembly; cell motility. NCBI's taxonomy places the organism in Eukaryota, Metazoa, Chordata, Lepidosauria, Squamata, Eublepharidae. The record is from RefSeq and is a predicted model, not a curated record. Gene Ontology annotation, molecular function: D-type glycerophospholipase activity; phosphatidylinositol binding. Bases 183 to 3281 code for a protein of 1032 amino acids.
CACUGCCUGCUUUUCCGGACCAUAAAGAAUCCCUCUGUUAAUUUUCUUCACCGGAGCCUGGCGUGGAUAUUAAAUUCCUCACUGAAGAGAGUUGAUUUGUUUUUAAAAAACAAUAGAAGGAUCAUGGGGCAGCUUCUUCCCUGGGGGCACAAGCCCCCUGUGCACAUUUAUGAGCAUUUAAAAUGUCUCUGAGCCAUGCUAAGGACCUCAAUACUUCGGCACUGAGGAAAAUAGCUGCCGACAUGAGCAACUUAAUCGAAAGCCUGGACUCGAGGGAGCUCCACUUUGAGGGGGAGGAGGUCGACACAGAUGUGGUGCAUGAUCCCAAGGCACCGGUGGGCAUUCCAUUCUCAGCCAUCUAUAACACUAAAGGAUUCAAAGAGGCCCAUCUACAGCUCUACCUAACUGGUUACCCCAUCCGAGUGCGAGUCCUGGAAGUGGAGCGAUGUACCUCGACGACAAAGGUUCCAAGCCUACAUGUUUACACCAUUGAAUUAACGCAUGGGGAAUUUACAUGGCAAGUGAAAAGGAAAUUCAAGCACUUUCAAGAAUUCCACCGGGAACUGUUGAGAUACAAAGCUUUUAUACGGAUUCCCAUUCCUACAAGAAGGCACACAGUUCGAAGACAGACCAUCAAAAGGGAAGAAGCAAGACAGAUGCCAAGUCUUCCACGCACCUCUGAGAACAUGGUCAGAGAAGAACACCUGUCCAGUAGAAGGAAACAACUGGAAGAUUACUUAACAAACCUUUUAAAAAUGCCCAUGUACAGGAACUACCAUGGAACGAUGGAAUUCCUUGGUGUAAGUCAACUGUCAUUCAUCCAUGAUCUAGGACCAAAGGGCAUAGAGGGCAUGAUCAUGAAGCGAUCUGGAGGUCACAGAAUACCUGGAUUGAAUUGCUGUGGGCAGGGGAGGUUGUGCUACCGCUGGUCUAAAAGGUGGCUAAUAGUAAAAGACUCCUUUUUAAUGUACAUGAAGCCAGAUAGCGGAGCCAUUUCCUUUGUUCUGCUGGUGGAUAAAGAAUUCAGCAUCAAAAUUGGCAAGAAAGAAACAGAAACUAAAUAUGGGCUACGAAUUGACAAUCUUUCCAGGUCGCUAAUUCUGAAGUGCAACAGCUAUAGGCAUGCUCUCUGGUGGGGUCAAGGGAUAGAAGAAUUUGUUCAGAAGAAUGGCAAGAAUUUUCUCAAAGAUCACAGAUUUGGCUCUUAUGCAGCCAUCCAGGAGGACACGUUGGCAAAGUGGUAUUUGAAUGCAAAAGGUUACUUUGAAGAUGUUGCCACUGCCAUGGAAGCAGCUAAAGAAGAGAUUUUCAUCACAGACUGGUGGCUGAGCCCAGAGAUAUUCAUGAAGCGGCCUGUGGUGGAAGGGAAUCGCUGGCGGCUGGACUGCAUUUUGAGACGGAAAGCGCAACAAGGGGUGAGAAUCUUUGUGAUGCUCUACAAAGAAGUGGAGCUUGCUCUCGGCAUCAACAGCGAAUACAGCAAGCGGACUCUAAUGCGUUUGCAUCCCAACAUUAAGGUCAUGAGACACCCAGAUCAUGUAUCAUCUUCAGUUUAUUUGUGGGCUCAUCAUGAGAAACUGGUGGUAAUUGACCAGUCCGUUGCUUUUGUUGGAGGCAUCGACUUGGCUUAUGGCAGGUGGGAUGAUGACGAGCACCGGCUGACCGAUGUUGGCAGUGCGAAACGGAUGAACGCAACCAAGUCCACAUCUUCGAUGAACCUUACCUCUUUGGCUGAGCCGGUUCAUCCGGAGGCACAACCCCCACCAAAGCUGCCCUUGCAAGAAAACGGUGACAACGUGCCAGAUUUGUCAAGAAUGAAAGGGGUAGGGAAAACCAGGAAAUUUGCCCGGUUCAGCAUUUACAAGCAACUCCACCGGCAUGGCUUACAUCACGCGGACAGCGUGAGCAGCGUUGACAGCGAGUCACAUAAAGGCUCAAUCCGCAGCUUGAAGACGGGUGUUGGUGAACUUCUUGGAGAAACACGGUUCUGGCACGGAAAGGAUUAUUGCAACUUUGUCUUCAAGGACUGGGUUCAGCUGGAUAAACCCUUUGCCGACUUCAUCGAUCGCUAUACUACGCCAAGGAUGCCAUGGCAUGAUGUUGCCUCCGUUGUGCACGGCAAAGCUGCCCGCGAUGUAGCUCGACAUUUUAUUCAGCGCUGGAAUUUCACAAAGAUCAUGAAAUCCAAAUACCGAUCCCUCUCCUACCCUUUCCUGCUGCCAAAAUCUCAACGAACAGCUGAUGAGUUGCAGUACCAAGUCCCUGAGGCUGUGCGCGCCACUGUUCAGGUGCUCCGCUCUGCUGCUGACUGGUCGGCUGGGAUCAAGUAUCAUGAGGAAUCCAUCCAUUCUGCUUAUGUGAAUGUGAUUGAAAACAGCAAGCACUACAUAUAUAUUGAGAACCAGUUUUUUAUCAGCUGUGCCCAUGACAGAGUUGUAUCUAACCGGAUUGGUGAUGCCAUCGCACACAGGAUUCUCAAAGCCCACAGGGAAAACAAGAGGUACCGGGUCUACAUAGUGAUACCUCUGCUACCAGGAUUUGAAGGUGACAUUUCAACAGGAGGAGGAAAUGCUCUGCAGGCAAUAAUGCACUUUAACUACAGGACCAUGUGCAGAGGAGAUAAUUCGAUCCUUGGACAGCUGAAAGCAGAGAUUGGAGACCAGUGGAUUAACUACAUUUCGUUCUGUGGGCUGCGAACCCAUGCUGAGCUAGAAGGGAAGCUCGUCACUGAACUGAUCUACGUUCACAGCAAGCUGAUGAUUGUCGAUGACAACACAGUCAUCAUCGGCUCCGCUAACAUCAACGAUCGUAGCAUGCUUGGGAAGCGAGACAGUGAAAUGGCCGUCCUUGUACAGGAUACCGAUACCGUUCCUUCCAUGAUGGAUGGGCAGGAAUAUAAAGCUGGAAGAUUUGCUCAGUCUCUCCGCCUUCAGUGCUUUAGAGUUGUACUGGGAAGCGCAACUGACCCAAAUGACCUCCAGGACCCAGUUUCUGACAAAUUCUUCAAGGAAGUGUGGGUUGCAACGGCUGCGCGCAAUGCCACCAUUUUUGAUAAGGUUUUCCGAUGCCUUCCAAGUGACCAAGUGAACAAUUUAACCCAGCUACGGGAAUUCAUCACAAAAUCGAAGCUUGCCUGUGAGAAUCCUGCUAAGGCAACUGAAGAACUCAAAAAGAUCCAUGGAUUUCUAGUUCAAUUCCCCUUUCGUUUCUUGGAUGAAGAGAAUUUGCUUCCGUCUGUGGGAACGAAAGAGUCCAUGGUACCGAUGGAGACAUGGACUUAAGCAAAAUUGGAUCAAACCCCACUUAGUUCAAGAAAUAUUGAAUGGACUGUGGUUGCAGGCAUCUUUUCUGCCAUGGUGGGGGGGAAAGAUUUCCACUGAUCCAAAAGUGCCUUUGAUGGAACAGCUUCCAACAAAACAACUGUGUUGCUGGGAGAAAAACUGAAAACAGCCAAUGACUGACAAAAACUGAAAACAGCCAAGUUCUGCUAAGUGAUGAAACAAGGCCAUUCUCGAGGAAUCUUGGAGAGGGUGUAUGUGUGAAAAUACAAGCCACUUUCUACAAAAGACCGUGCAUCAUAUUGCAGCACACUUCAUAUAUUCCAUGCAUGCUUCACUCUGUACAGCUGGUUGUUUCAGACACGAAUCAGAAUCACUUUUCCAUGAACAACUGUAAUAAGGCAUUGGCUUCUACUAUCCAUCUUUUGCACUGGUAACCCAUUGCCACCACAAGGAUGACUGAGGCCACUGCCAAUAUGAUUUACCUCUAAUUCACGACAAAACGAAUCCACAUCCAUGCAUAUGGUUUAUGAAGAAUGCACUGAACAUGUAUCUAUACGGCUAUUAGCCAUAUGCUGCAAACAUGCAUUUGCUGUAGUUGUGAUGCUACAUCUAUGGUGGGUGGUAGGCUGCUUGUGUUGCCUAAAUCUUUGAUCCUACGGCUGUCUAGGUCGUCUUUCUUUUUUUAACCACUUCUUUGUGUUCUGUAAAUGUGUGUAACAAGUGUUGAGAAACCCUGCACGAUGCCACUUUGGGCAUGACUCUGAUCACUAGCUGUUGAGCAUAGGCUGUAAAAGUUUGCACAGAGCUUUUUUGUUCUUUAGCUGUAUUUAGAGCAAGGCAUAAUUCUAGUCCUGGAGUGCCUGCAUGUAUUCCAUUGCGACAAUAGCGGUCGAAAGCCUUUAAAGAUCGUAUUGGUAGCCUCAGCAUUGAUGGUUGUCCCCCAUUGUGCACAAAAUUACCAGGGUGCUCAGUCCCAGAAAAGGAACCAGUGAGUUUUGUUCUCUCAUUGGGGACAUGCAGCAACAGAGAAUCCUUGUGUUCUCAUGCCCCGAUUGCCCUCUACCAAUGAAGAUGCAAGAUGGUGUGACAUGGUCUUGGACUCUUUUACUAGGGGGGGAGGAAUCCGAUGUUUUUCCUUUCCAAUUAACUUGUGAGCAUUUUAUGAUAAUGAAAUAUGCUAGUUAGUUUGAAAGGAUGUAGAGAAGUAAAUCCAAUGCUGGUUAUUCCAGCAUUAGGAAGUAUAUUUAGAGAAAAAUCCUUAGCAGGUCUACUCAGAAUCCUAUUCACUGGGGCUUACUCCCAAGAAAGUGUUCUUAGAAUUGUACUGUUAAUGCAGUUCAAUGGCAGAAGGCCAGUAAUUUUUGAAGCCAGAACAGCAUUUUUGACUCUGCCCUCCAAGGAAUGCCAGUUUUUUUGUUCCAGCCCACUCUUUCCUUUCCUUGUUCUAAACCAGAUAUCAGCCCUCCCUCCAGUGUCUUUUUUUUUUAAUGAAACCACAAAUUAUGGAUCCAUAAAGUAACACAUAGUUUGGCCUCUUGAGUUUGCCAGUCUGGUAUCAUUUAGAUAAACUUGCCUGGGAUAUGAGAUUGGCUCUGGUUCCCUGUAUACGCUGUAAAAAAAAAUCAUUGUUUAAUAUCUGGAACAGUUCUCAGUCAAUAUGCCUUGUGUGAAUGUGUAUGUGAGAAGGCUGCAGAAUCCUGGGAUUGUGGGGACUGGAAAGACCCUUAAAUUUGGGUCAAAUUGAGACAGUUCCCAUAACUUCUGGAAUAGCCCUAACAACUUGCUGCCUUUAAAAAUUUGCUUUUCUUCAAAUCUUCCCCCUUCCCCUAUCAUUAACCAUUCUAACUAGUUUUGAAUGGAAACCAUAAUCCCACUGGAAGCCAAUCUUGGGAUGCCGCCCUGAAUUAGCAAGCUUGGGUGGCAAAUCUUUGAGGAUAUUCGUGAAUACAUACCUAAUGACCAGAAAGAUCAUGUAAGAUUUUCAAAUCAGGUCAGUAUUGAAGAUAAGUCAGAAAAUAAACCAAGUGAACACUUCUGUCAUCACCUCAUAAUAUGCCGAGGAGGAAUCCUGAUUGUGACCUUGGGGUCACAUAAUGGAACAUUAUGACUCAGUUUCCUCAGAUGUGUGACUCUGUUUGCAAGAGAAUGCAGCCAAGAAAAGUCUACCAAUGUUUUGACUCACUAGGUCAUGCCUCUGAUCUUAUGAAAGUCCAGUUGCCAAUCUCUAGCCCUCCAUUUCCUUCAGAGUGACUGUUACUGAGAAGCUGAUCAGGGACUUUCUGGCCCACCAGUGGUAGCCCCGUUUCUCAAGAUUGUAUCAAGCCAUUGGGCUUUUUUCCUAAUCCAUGUGAGGGAUCAGCCUUGCAAGUAAGCAUCAUCUCAUCAGUUAAGCCUCCUUCCCUUUCCCGUCUUGCAGAAAUAAGCUGCUGUGAAGCCAUUCCUAGCACCACUGUGGAGAUUUCCCAAUAGAAAGAUCAAACAGAUGAGCACUCCAGUUAACCCGAGGACAUGUGUAACGAUCUCUGUGUUAUUACCAGGGCUUUUUUUCAGGGGGAACGCGGGGGAACAGAGUUCCAGAACCUCUUGAACAUGGUCACAUGGCUGGUGGCCCCGCCCCCUGAUCUCCAGACAGAGGGGAGUUUAGAUUGCCCUCCGCGCCGCCAAGCGCCACCAGCCAUGUGACCAUUUUCUCCAAGGGCAACCCACUGAGUUCCACCACCUCUUUUCCCAAAAAAAAAGCCCUGGUUAUUACAAUGUGGAAUUCCCUGCCAGAGGACGGCCAUAAGCAUAGGCAGGUUUAAAAGGGGAUUUGACAGAUACAUGGAGGAGAGGUCUGUCAGUGACUACUAGCCUUGGUGACUAAAGCGAACCUCCAUAUUCAGAGGCAGUAGCUCUGAAUAUCAAUGCCAGGAGACAACAUCAGGGGAAGGCCUCAGCCUCUAUGCCCUGUGGUUGGCCCUCCAGAGUAACUGGUUGGCCACUGUGUGAGACAGGAUACUGGACCAGAUGGACUACUGGUCUGAUCCAGCAAGGCUGUUCUUACGUGUACAUUCAAAAGUGCCAGUGUUAAAAUGUUUAAAAUGGAAAGAGGUGCGCGCAAUGUUAUCUUUGCAGCAGGCCUGAAAGUCCCAGUUCACCAUUAAGCAGUUUAAUAAGUGUUUCUAUUUAUCAAACACUUUUUAUAUAAACAAUAUAGAUCCUGUUUCCCCAUCCUGUGAAGGCUGGCUGGGGCAUAACUGGUCAUGCUAGGAAGCAGAGAAGCGUGGGAGCCAGAAAUAACAGCCGAAGGAGGCUGCAGUUGGCGAGACAGAACUAUAUCCUCGGUCGUAGUCCUUGCUUAUCGCUGUUACUUGGAGACCUAUCUGAUGGCUUUGCAGCUCCACCACCAACAAAGGAUGCUUCCUUAACUAUUUCCGUGUAUGUUUAUCUAAGACCUGAACUCAAGUUCUGCAGCCAAUGUGUAAGAGAAUUAGAUGGAAUUUAUAUUCUUUAUUUUAAACAGAUUAGAACUUUUUUUAAAGAGCAUAACGCAAAUCGUAACUGGCACCUUCCUCUUCACUUAAAGCACCUUAUCAUCUGUAUCUUAAGCAAUUUAAUGCAGUAUUGAACAGCCUGGUAUUUCCCAUUAUAUCGAUAAAUAAGAAAAACUAACACUCCUCUAGGAGAAGCCCAGAUUGUUGCAAUUCACUGCUGUGCCUGCAGUCUUGUGCUGUCAAUUAGUGGCAUGAACAGAAAUCACAUGCACCUUUUAAAGUCAGUGGAUCAGAGGUCUGUUAGAAUCUUUUAAUAAUUCAUGCACGGCAUUCUCUUAAGAGAUAACCUGCAUGGAUAAUGCGUGUGUCUGUAAUGUACUAUAAGUUGUUUAGGUUGCCUUAUUGGUUCUCAGGAAACUAGCAUUUUCAAAUUCUUUCUUUUGCUGCUGUUUGCAAUGGAGCCUGGGUAUGCGCCUAUCAUCAGCGCUUCAAGGAGACUUAGAGGGUAUUUGUGGUAUGAAGCCACUGAUAUAUAAGAGAUAGCUUUUGCCAUCACACUUCAUCUACUAUGUGUCAUUUCACAUAAGGCCAACAUUCAAGGUUGCAGACGGCGUGGGUGUCAGGGAUUUGGACAGAAGCAGAAAGGCACAUGGGCCUGGUCAUGGACUGAACACAGGCCUGCAGUCCUACUUAUCCUACAUAUGACCCACAGCAUUCUCAUGUCUUGUUCUUUGGACAUCGCAUGCGUCACAUCUGCCAAAAAAACUUUGUCCAUUACGUCCAUUCUUAGUUUAGUGGUGUUUUCAUGUGUGCGUGCAUGCGUGCGUGGUUGCAGGCUUUAUAAUGAAUAUCAUGUACUUAUAGGAUCUCUGUAUUGGACACGGAAAGAUAAAAUUUGAAGUUCUACAAAUUUCUGUAACAGAAGAGCCGUUUCAGCUUUGUAGUGAAGGAGAUUCACUGUAGGAAGAGAUUCUGCUGUUGGAUAGACUAGGGAGGCCUGGGUUAAAAUCCACUCGGAGCUUACUGGUUUUGAGCACAUACGGUAUCUCAGCCUGAGUUAUGUCACAAGGAUGUUGUGCUCUUUGGAAGAAUGGCAGGAUUAAAAUAUAAUGCAUAGAAAGAGGAGGGGAAUGGAUUUACCAGCCAGGGUGCUUUACUCAACUACAAGACAGCUUGUCUGGUGAGCUGGCAAUAUCAACCUGCUGCCUAUCCGUUUAAUUGAUGCUUUUACAAAAAUUGCCAUCUGCUCCCCAGAAAGAAUGUCCACAACUUUGGUCAACUAGGCAGCAGGAUGUCGUGGCCAACCUACAGCCAUCAAAGCCCCUAUAGCUUCUCUCUUUCCCCCCCCUGCUACUGGCCUUUUGCUAGACUUCGCAUUGGCAUGAAUGAAUGUUUCCUCAUUGCAUGGGUGUAAGUGGUUCCUGGUUAUAAUCUAUUUCCACCUUCAUGUAAUUAAAAUUUUAUUUUAUGGAAAUAGUUUUCUAAACAACUUCAAAAUGUGAACAUUCUUGGGUAGAGGGACUUGAUAUAUGAAGAUGUCUUUGAUUUACCAUUAAGACCCUUCAUGAUAAACUGACUAAUUUCUGCUUACCCAGUUCACCUGCUCCAGUGUCUGUCUUACUUCUCUUCCUUUGAACUGACAACCCACUGUCAGUUAUGCCUGUUUGUUGACCAUGACUGUGUCCAGCCCCUUGGUGAACCAUUCCAUUUUGACCAGUCUGCCUAGAUUAGACCUUUGCUGUUAUGCUUAUUUGGAAUCCUGCCUGUUGUCUCCUAGAGGCUUACUCAGAGAUGUAUGUUCUGUUGGGUCCCAAACCUGUAAGGAAGUAUUGGUCGCAGUUGGUUCCAUGACAUCCCUUAUGGGUCUUCCAGCAUGUCAUAUGACAACUAGAGGAUCAUUGUUAGCUGUGCAUAUGUGACUGAAAAGGCCUGGAUGUACAGUACUCCUUAUGGGGCACUUGCAUCAUAUCAAGAAUACAACUGAACCUUGUUGAUCUGUGUUGUAGUUCCUUAUUAACUUUUCUUGUAUUAGAACUGUAAGAAGCCCAGCUGUCAAUGCAGCACAUAGGCACUAUACUUAAAUAAUUGAACCACAAACUGCAUAGUGUGCAAUGCCUGCCACACAAACCAUUACAGACAACAUAGGAAGGUUUAGGCUAGCAUUGGCUGUUGCCCCGUGUGGUUUUUUUUUUCUUUUUGUGCAUGAGUGGAGGAAAUCUGUGUAAUCCAGAUCCCAUACUGCAGGAGUAGGCUACUGUCAACCAAAGGUUUGAAUCUGAGUAUCCGGUCCAUUAUCUUGUGUGCUGCCAACUCUGUGAUGAAAAGGCACAUUGCUGUAUAGCCAGGUUGCCACUACCCCUAAUGUCAUGACUCAUGACUUUUUAGAGCUUUGUGAAGACUUGAUUGCCUACCGUUGCUGUAACUGAUAGUGUUUUGAAGCCUGUGGAAUCCAAAAACCCAUGAGAUGGAAGGGCUAAAAUCAGUAUUGAUUGAAAUAAUCCUCCAGCCAGCAGGAACCGGACUGAACCAGCAGACUAUUGGGAUGCAGAAGUUCUUUCCCUUCUGACUUCUUAAGGCAGGGAGAAAAAACCCUCCAGAUUUCUUUGUUUUUUAUCCUAGCAGUUGUCAUUGAGCUCCUUGUAAUCCUACCGGUGUGGUUUCUCAAAAUAAACAUUGCCGAGAAUAAUUGUAAUUUACUUGUCUCCAUCCUUGACACCGAGGUAAUGGAAAAAACACGAACUUGGCUUUUUAAUUGAUUGGUCAAGCCACUAUCGCUUAAAUGAAAUGUCUGCCAGAUUAAGUAGGUGACAAGACAAAGCACAUAUUGGAUUUCAGAGGGUAUGGAACAAUUCUAUAUAUCUGUGCAACUAUAUGAACACUGUGAAUAUACCUUCUGUGAAGGAUUCAGAUUUGUCAUUCUUUUUUAAAAUAUAUAUAUUGCUAGUCUUGCUAAUGCCUGCUUUUAUUCCCCCUGCCCUUGACGGUAAUUGGAAAUACAUAUAUGUUUGUCAACUGAAAAUGUAACUAAACUGUAAUGUGUCAGAAA